This is a messenger RNA of Mirounga angustirostris (Northern elephant seal), 3761 nucleotides long. RefSeq names its product glutamyl-tRNA amidotransferase subunit B (gene GATB). Gene Ontology annotation, molecular function: glutaminyl-tRNA synthase (glutamine-hydrolyzing) activity. Gene Ontology annotation, cellular component: mitochondrion; glutamyl-tRNA(Gln) amidotransferase complex. The transcript has 14 exons. The coding region runs from base 40 to 1785 and encodes 581 amino acids. Gene Ontology annotation, biological process: mitochondrial translation; glutaminyl-tRNAGln biosynthesis via transamidation. The record is from RefSeq and is a predicted model, not a curated record. NCBI's taxonomy places the organism in Eukaryota, Metazoa, Chordata, Mammalia, Carnivora, Phocidae.
AAGGAGACUGUAUCACCUGACAAGGACCCUGGCGGGGCAAUGGCGGCGCCCGUGCAGCGCUGGUCCUGUGUUGGAAAGCGUUGGGUUUUAACCUACGUUGACGGCGGUUCUCGCCACGGAAGAGGGGCUGCGAUUGGGUUCACGUCCAGGAGGAAAAGAGGACAGAGCUCCGUGGCUCAGCAGCCCCUCAUCACCGCCCAGAAGUCAAGGAAAGGCGAACACGAGUGGGCAGCUGUGGUAGGUUUGGAAAUUCAUGCCCAGAUCUCUUCCAACUCUAAACUCUUCUCUGGAUCUCAAGUCCACUUUGCAGCACCUCCAAAUUCUUUGGUAUCUUUUUUUGAUGCAUCUCUGCCUGGAACUCUGCCGGUUCUCAACAGGAGGUGCGUAGAAGCAGCCGUGAUGACAGGCCUGGCCCUGAACUGCCGCAUCAACAAGAAGUCCUUGUUUGACAGGAAGCACUACUUCUAUGCGGACCUCCCUGCAGGCUACCAAAUUACCCAGCAAAGACUCCCGAUUGCUGUGAAUGGCAGCUUAGCGUACAGUGUCUGUGUGGGGAAGAAGCCGAGUCAGGUGAGCACCAAGACCGUGAGGAUCAAGCAGAUCCAGCUGGAGCAAGACAGUGGCAAAAGCCUCCAUGAUGAGCCGCGGUCUCAGACACUCAUCGAUUUGAACAGGGCAGGAGUUGGCCUUCUGGAAGUGGUGCUGGAGCCCGACAUGUCCUGUGGAGAAGAGGCAGCAUCAGCCGUCAGGGAGCUGCAGCUGAUACUUCAAGCCCUGGGGACCAGCCAGGCAAAUAUGGCAGCCGGGAGGUCGCUGGUGACUUUGAGGAGGCAUUUUCAGAGAGGCGGGGACGGAAGCCCAGCUGAAACACAAGAGGGCCAGUUGAGAGUGGAUGCCAAUAUAUCUGUGCAUCAUCCUGGAGAGCCUUUGGGUGUUCGAACUGAAGUGAAGAAUCUCAAUAGUGCCAGGUUCUUGGCCAAAGCAAUAGACUUUGAAAUUGAGAGACAAAUCCACGAACUUGAGAAUGGACGUAAAAUUCUGAAUGAAACGCGCUCGUUUGACUACAAGCUGGGGUGCACCAUGCCGAUGAGAGACAAAGAAGGAAAACAAGACUACAGGUUUAUGCCCGAACCCAACCUGCCUCCCCUCCUGCUCCAUGACACCGCGUCUCUGCCUCCCGGUGCAGACCCACAGCAAGUGAUCAACAUUGACUGGAUUCGGGAGCGGCUCCCUGAGCUGCCCAGUGAGACCCGGGAGAAGCUCAUUCAACAGUAUGGGAUGCUGCCAGAACACAGCUUCGCCUUACUGAAUGAAGUUGGCCUACUGGAGUUCUUCCAAAAUGUGAUAAAAGAAACUAGGGCAGAGCCAAAAAAAGUAACUAGUUGGGUCCUCAACAUUUUUCUGGGUUUUUUAAAGCAACAGAACCUUACUGUCAAUGAGAGUCCUGUCACACCUUCUGCGCUGGCUGAGCUGCUCAACCUGCUGGACAGAAAAGCCAUCUCUUCAUCAGCAGCUAAACAGGUGUUUGAGGAAUUGUGGCAGAGUAAAGGGAAGACUCCAUCGCAGAUUGUUUCAGAAAAGAAGCUUGAACUGAUGCAGGAUCAAGAGGCGCUGGAACGGGUCUGCCACACCGUGAUGGAGGGGCAUCCUCAAGUGGUAAUGGACGUGAAGAGGGGAAACCCCAGAGCUAUAAACAAACUGAUUGGGUUGGUCCGAAAAGCAACUCUCAGCCGAGCAGACCCGACUGUGAUAAAGAAGAUCCUGGAGAGGAAGCUGUCGUCAUGAGCCGUUCUGGGUCCCUCUGUGCCCGAAGGAGAGCAGAGUGGCCUCGACUGAGAACAGGAGCCCGUGACGCGUGCCAUCCGGGGGCUCCCAGGCCCUGGCCCCAGCUACAGCCCCGGGAUGCCACCUACACAGACAGACCAGCCCCGACAGCCCGGCUGCCUCACUUACUUCGAGAUGGUUCCAGAUGCAGUGGUGGGGAAGAAAUAGCACAGUUCCAGUGCUCAGUGAUUCGGAACUAAGUGAGACCCUGUUUCAAAUGCUGUCACCGUUCUGAGAAAACUUUUCAUUCGUUGGGAUGCAGUAUUUUAGACCUGAAAGUAGAUGAGUGGAGCUAAAAACCACCACAGAAUCGACACGUUGUAAACAGGAGGCCUCGUGCGGAUGGGAAGGAGGGUGUUAGUCUUACUACCUUCCCUCAUCCAUGGACUCAAAAGUGUCUUUGCCUGUUCAGCUCCCUAGGGAUCCCAGAAGGUAGAGGUCUGAGAAUUAAAUGAAAAAUUUUUUGUUAAAAAUACACACACACACACAGAAGUUUUCAAAUAAAUUUAAUGAAUAAAAUAGUGAACUAUCACAUAAAAAAUUAACUUACACUUCAAAGAUUGUGCAGUUGACAACUCCCUCCCCACCCCCACCCCCACCCCCAGGCCAAAGAAAGAUAAACAAGCCGUAACAUUAAAUUGAUUUGUUCUGCCUGGGAAGAAUAAGAUGAUAAACUAGAACAUCAGAAUCUUGACCUUUAACAGUAAUUGUGGUACAGUUAACAACACCCUCGUGAAGGCUGGGCUGGCUUGGCCCCUGCACUCGGGAUGGGAAUGCCAUUGCUCUCUCCUGCACCCAGCGUGCACCGCGUGCCGCUGUUCCUUCUGACUCGCCACACUUAACGACCGGUUUCAAGGCUGCUUCUGAAGAGUACAUGUCAAACUGUGGCAUCAGGAGGAGAACAGACUCUCUGCAGUCUCAGAUGUUACACAGAAUUGCCAAGCCUACCCAGGAGAGUCCGAGCACUUCCCUCACGAUGCUGCCGUGGCAGCUGGGGGACUGGGGACAAGCAGGCCUUCCCUGUCACCAAUGUAGCAGUGAACAGUGCUCAGGACUUCCCUCCCUCAGAGUGUGACGGAAGCCUCCCUCGGACCCUGCCGGGAAAGCAGGGACAGAAAGGAAACCAGGUGUGUGGUUUAUUCCAGACAAGCAUGAGGAGGUAAGGUUUUAAAAAAAAAAAAACUUUCAAAAAGAAUGACUUAGAAUAUUGUGAGAGAAGGUGUUCCCUCACCCAGGAGGCCGUGUGGCCCUCACGCAUUCUGCUCCAAUACUGGAAACUACUGAACCCAGAAGUAAGAUAUUUUUUCUUUUCAAGAGAGAAAGGCAGAGUCCAUUCUCUCUCCUCGCAUUGCAGGUCUGAAUUACAAAUGGGCAAAGACGUUUGAGACUGGAUUUUGGCAGGAUCGUUGUUUUAUAAGAAAUAAUAGGGUUCAGCUUUGUUUUACAAACUCCAUUUUCACCAAAGGUCUGGCUUCUGGGACAUCAAACUUUACAGAAGCCACUGGGGGAUCUUUCCACACCAUUUCAAAUCAAGGCCUUGCUUAAAUGGGUGAUGGGGUGGGGGGGGCGGGGUGAGGAGGCAGCUGAUGGAGACAGUUUCCCAAAACUGUUAUGUCCAGUGUGAACUGUACUAUGGACUGAUCAUUUCCAGAGAAAAAUGCCAUCAUGAGAACACCUGACCUUUAAGUGAUGGGUGUUGACCUCUGACAACUUCCCCAUGGUCUUGAAUGCCCACAGUUGAAAUCCUGAAAACUGGACAGUUACAUUGUUAUAACUGCUAAUAGAAAAGGCACAGCUCAGAUACCUUCCUUGGAACCUGACUAUAUAUUCAAAAGAUAUGUUUGCAUAAUGGUGUCAGAAAUUCACAAAGUAUGGCUCUGCUCAUAAACAGGCCUCAGUCAAAUAUAGUUUGAAAUACGUCUUUGCAUGAGUGAGAA